UGUCGCAAGGAGGCAAUAUGACUUAUUGUUGCAGAACAGGAAAUGCUUCAGUGAGAAGUUGCAUUACCUCACUUUGACGUUUGAAAUGGAGCAUGAGUUUGACUGGUGUUGGAACUGACGAGGAAAAUAAAUCAAUCGCCGCCUAAAUGGAGGGUUCCCAGGAGCUCACCUUAUGGCAAAAAGCCUCUUUAUCCUAUGAGAAAUUUCUGGAAAAGGGAGACAAGAGGAUAGAAAAUUGGCUGCUGGUCUACUCUCCUGUACCUCCUGGGUUCCUAAUUAUGUGCUACCUAUUCGCUGUUUGGGUUGGGCCAAAGCUGAUGGCAAGGAAGCAGCCUGUCAACCUCAAACUUGUCUUGAUAGUUUACAAUUUCACGAUGGUCUGCCUGUCUGCAUACAUGUUGUAUGAGUUUACAGUAUCUUCCUGGAUGGCAAAUUAUAGUAUGUUGUGUCAGCCAGUUGACUACAGCAACGAUCCACUGUCCGUGAGGAUGGCCAGCGUGUGCUGGCUGUUUUACAUCUCCAAAUAUAUCGAGUUCUGUGACACAAUGUUUUUCAUCUUGAGGAAAAAGAACAGCCAGUUGACCUUCCUCCAUGUCUACCAUCACAGCACCAUGAUUUUGAACUGCUGGAUAGGGUUGAAGUUCACACCAGGGGGCCAGUCUUUCUUUAGUGGCCUGGUCAACUCCCUGAUUCAUGUGGCGAUGUAUUUCUACUAUGGUCUUGCGUCAAUUGGACCAAGUAUGACCAAAUAUCUUUGGUGGAAACACUACCUUACCAUCCUACAACUGGUUCAGUUUUUCCUGGUAAUCUUGCACACCGUUUACAACUUUUUCACUGAUUGUGAUUACCCUGACUUGUUGAACGUCAUUGUGAUUGUCUACGCUCUCACCCUCAUUGCACUCUUCAGUCAUUUUUACUACCACAGCUACCUCACAUCAAAGACCAAUGAGCAAAGGAAAUGGAAGCAGUGAGAAAAUGUAUUUUAUAUAUUUACACGGUGGAGAGAACGGUUGAGAGCGACUCGACUACACAGCAGUUUAUCUAAGGUUUCUUUUAUAUGUACUGUAUGUUGGCUCAAAUUAUUUUCUAACAUGUCUGAAAACAAUUCCCACAUAGUGCAAAACAUGUUCUAAUGCAUAUGAUUGUUGUUUCAUUCAGUAAUGAUCCACUUGAUGGCAUAGACAAAAUCAAAAAAGCUUGAAAUCAGAAGCUAAAGAAGCAAAGCCAAUAAAUACAAACCUGUAUCAUAACUUUGGAUUACUAACGUGUUAUAAACAUUUUAAACAAUUUGUGUAAA
Syngnathus acus (greater pipefish) is the source of this 1297-nucleotide messenger RNA. RefSeq names its product ELOVL fatty acid elongase 8a (gene elovl8a). The coding region runs from base 147 to 971 and encodes 274 amino acids. The transcript has 8 exons. Gene Ontology annotation, biological process: fatty acid elongation, saturated fatty acid; sphingolipid biosynthetic process; very long-chain fatty acid biosynthetic process. NCBI's taxonomy places the organism in Eukaryota, Metazoa, Chordata, Actinopteri, Syngnathiformes, Syngnathidae. Gene Ontology annotation, molecular function: fatty acid elongase activity. Gene Ontology annotation, cellular component: endoplasmic reticulum membrane. The record is from RefSeq and is a predicted model, not a curated record.